CUACACGCCUGGACUACCCUUGCUUGAACCGCCCCGUGGCGUGCCCGGAGUAUACUACUUGUGGUGCCCCUGAGUGCUUGAGCCAUCCCUACCCGUUGAGUCCCUGUGAACCCAAUGUCCCUAGAAAGCUGGGUGGGAGCUGUGCUGAGGCCAGACUCCACAGCUAGAGUCCUAUUGAGUCCCCAAGACCCCUGCCCAGGGGUAGGUUGCCCGAGACUCCAAUCCGCUGUCCAGGGGGAUAUUGCCUGCCUUUUGCCCGAGACCCCUGCCCAGGGGUAGAUUGCCUGCCUGUUGCCCGGGACCCCUGCCCAGGGGUA
Messenger RNA from Staurois parvus, 317 nucleotides. The record is from the annotation of a GenBank genome assembly. NCBI's taxonomy places the organism in Eukaryota, Metazoa, Chordata, Amphibia, Anura, Ranidae.